Molecule: messenger RNA, 2543 nt
Organism: Vigna unguiculata (cowpea)
Lineage: Eukaryota; Viridiplantae; Streptophyta; Magnoliopsida; Fabales; Fabaceae
Product: putative serine/threonine-protein kinase WNK7
Biological process (GO): protein phosphorylation
Molecular function (GO): ATP binding; protein kinase activity
Source: RefSeq, a predicted model, not a curated record
AUAUUUGUGGAGAAAUAAUUAGUAAUUAGUGAUUAAGAUUAUAUGUGAAUAACAAUAGAAGAAGAGAAGGAUGAUUGAGAAGAGCAGAGGAGUAUUUGUUGGUGAGAGAAGCAUAAAGCAUAAAUAGGUGUGGUAUUUGAAACUACUGUCUUGCAAAUUAAUUUUGGCUGUUUUUAGUGAGAGAGAAAGGGAAGAGAUAGGUGUUUGUGUUGGAAGACAAAGUUGUGGCAUGCGAUUUAUUGACACAAUUUCACCCUAUGCAUUUGGGUUUCAUUCUCGUUUCCCCCUCUAUUUCUUUGCAUUUGGGUUCCGUUCUCUCUCUGAUGUCCUUUUCUCUCUCUAAAUUCUAUGGAAUUCCUCCGGAGAGGCUAAGCUUAGAAGAUCCUGUUCUAAGCAGUAUAGAUGAGUUUGGCAGGAACAGAAAGCUCAGAGGAGGGGACAGGCCUUCUAGAACCUCCUGAUCCCAAUAUUGUUGAAAUUGAUCCUACUAAUCGCUACAUUAGGUAUAAAGAUGUUAUCGGCCAAGGAGCUUUCAAGACUGUUUACAAGGCAUUUGAUGAAAUUAAUGGACUUGAAGUUGCAUGGAGCCAAAUUCAUAUUGAUGAGGUAUUACAGUCACCUGGUGGCCCAGAUAGGCUGUACUCAGAAGUGCAUCUCUUGAAGUCAGUUAAGCACGAUAACAUCUUGACUUUCCAUAAUUCUUGGAUUGAUGAUAAGCACAGGACUAUGAACUUGAUUACUGAGUUAUUCACCUCAGGGAACCUCAGACAGUACAGCAAGAAACACAGGAAGGUUGACAUGAAGGCUGUUAAAGGAUGGGCAAGGCAAAUUUUAAAUGGUUUAAAUUAUCUUCACAGUCACAACCCACCUAUUAUGCAUAGGGACCUGAAGUGCGAUAAUAUAUUUAUCAAUGGUCACCGAGGAGAAGUUAAAAUUGGAGAUCUAGGGUUGGCAACUCUAUUAAAACAAACUAAUGCCAAGAGUGUAAUUGGAACCCCGGAGUUCAUGGCACCUGAACUGUAUGAUGAACAUUAUAAUGAAUUAGUGGACAUAUAUUCUUUUGGGAUGUGCAUGCUUGAGUUGGUUACGUCUGAAUAUCCUUACAGUGAAUGUAGAAACUCAGCUCAGAUAUACAAGAAAGUUUCAUCUGGCAUAAAGCCUGUUGCUCUUUCCAAACUCAAAAAUCUAGAAGUAAAAUCAUUUAUUGAGAAAUGCCUUGUCCCAGCGUCUCAAAGAUUGUCAGCAAAGGAGCUUUUGAUGGACAAUUUUCUGCAAGUGACUGGUUCAUUGAAGAAUCGUCGUCUACCAUUACCAGAUAUCGUUCUCCCUAAAUAUGGAGCCUAUGAAAAUCGUUGUCUUAUGUCAGAAGGUCCUGCUAGCACGCGUAUUAGAUCCAUUUCAAUGGAUCUUGGUGAUGCCACCGAGCAACCAUUAACCACUUUACUUUAUAAUUCUGUUGAUUCUAUUGUUGAUUCUGCUGAUGAUGUUUUGCCUUCUCCUUGUGUUGAGAUAAGAAGGUUAAAGGAAGGUGACAUUUUUUUUCUAAAAGGUGAACAGAAUGAUCAAAAGUCUGUGUCAUUAGUUCUCCGCAUAGCUGAUCAAAGUGGACGGGCAAGAAAUAUCCAUUUCAUAUUCUACAUCAACAGUGAUACUGCGAUUUCAGUUUCAAGUGAAAUGGUUGAGCAACUUGAACUGGCUGAGCACAAUGUUAAAUUCAUAGCAGAGUUGAUCGAUCUAUUAUUGACCACAUUGCUUCCUGAUUGGAAACCUUGUGUACCAAUUGAUCAUUUAGUUACUUGUAAUGGUAAAUCAUCUCAACAAAGUCAACAAACACGAAGCUCAAGAGAUUCCAUCCAAAUUGUGUCUGGAGGUGGUCCAGGUCUCCCAAUCUCACGUAGAAGAUCAAGAGACAGGGUGAGCAGAGACAGGGUGAGCAGAGAUAGGGUGAGCAGAGAUAGGGUGAGCAGAGAUAUUGUCAUUUCUGAGAAGGUUUUAUCUAACACAAGCAUUAGCCUUCAAGGAGAUGCAAAGAUAGACGACUCUUGUUCUGAGACGUCACAAACUGGUGCAACAUUUGACUUCAACGAAAAGCAUUUUUCUACAGUUUCAUUCAUGUCUGCUAAAUCAGGAUUUACAGACUUUGACUUGCACAGAGUUAAUAGUCAAACCUCACUUGUAUCUGAAUUCGAGGCGUCGUCCGAGUAUAGGAAUUUUCCACGUGCGGAAAGCUAUGGUACCAUGAAAUUCUUUAACUACCCCAUGAAUGCUCCCCCCUCCUUCAAUGAAGCUGAGGAUGAGUUGAGAACAGAGUUAGAGAUGAUUGAACAACAAUAUCAAGAAGCAAUUAGAGAUUUAUCAAAAAGAAGAUAUCAGGCCAUUACUGAGGCUAGGAGGAAGGUGUCACAGAAAUUUCCAAACUUUAAAUAAGUACUUUCACUUUUCUAACAUGUAGUAAUUACUAUUAGUGUGUUCUCCUUUAUCAAUAUCCUUGUAAGUAACCAUUGUAAGUAGUGGGAUAUGGAUGAAAAAGGGUUCUCUUAUUA